GUUCAUUUUUUUCAAAAAAUAACAAUGCUUAUUUCCACCGACGAAAAGAAUGCAAGACCCGUCCCUUUGAAAAAAGUUGUGGUUGAAGCGUAUGUCAUCGAUAUGGUAGCAGAAGUAAAUGUCUUUCAGACAUUCGAAAACACAGAAAAAAAUAAAAUAGAAGCUAUUUAUAAAUUUAUGAUUCGCGAUAACUCGGCAGUUUGCGGGUUUGAAGCUACAAUAGAUAAUAACAAAAAAAUCAUAGGAAUAGUUAAAGAAACUGAACAGGCCAAGAAGGAAUAUAAUGAAGCUAUAAAACAAGGUCAUGGUGCUUAUUUACUUGAAGAACAAGAUUCAGAAGUAUUCAAAUGUUCUGUCGGUAACAUUAAUCCCGGACAACAAAUUGAGAUCAAAAUUAAAUACAUGACUGAACUUCAACACGAUGUAGAAACAGAUAGUGUUCGGUUCAUUUUGCCAGCUGCCAUUGCUCCAAAAUAUGGAUCGCAAAUUUUUAACCACAAAAAACUGCAUCUUUCCGACAAAUUUUCAUAUUCAGAUUAUUCUCCUCUCAAGUUUUCCAUAGUUUGUAGGAUGAAUUCGCCAAUUUGUAGUAUCAAAUCGCCUUCUCACAACAUUACUGAAUUAAGAAAUAAACCAAGUAUAUCUAAAGUAACUUUGGAUGAAAAUAUUUUUUUUUUAGAAAAAGACUUCAUACUUCUUAUUAAAAGUCAGGACAUUGAUAGACCUCGAGCAUUUAUCGAAUAUAAUCCUAUAACCGAGACCAACUGUUUAAUGCUUACUCUGGUUCCAACAUUCAAGCGUGGCUCAAUUAACCAUGAUUCAAUUAGUAUGGAAUUGAUAUUUAUCAUAGAUAGUUCUAGAUCCAUGAAAGGUAGAUCGAUUGAGAAAGCAUCCAAAGCUCUCCAAUAUUUACUUCUUUCUAUUCCAAAAAGUUGUUUCUUCAAUGUAUUAUCAAUUGGGAACAAAAAAUUUGAUAAUUUCUUUGAGGAAAGUCAACAAUGCACAAAAACAAAUAUCUCGAAAGCUAUCGAGAAAGUUAAAAAAAUCACUGCAAAGGGCGGCACUCACAUUUAUGAAACUUUAAAGUGGGUAUUUGAACAUUCACGCUCUGAUAUGCCAACAUCAAUUCUUUUGUUCUCAGAUUUUGAGACGUCGCAUGUAAACCAAAUUAUUAAACUUAUAAAAGAUAAUCAAGAAAAAAAACAUGAUUUAAGAAUAUUUUCAAUCGGAAUGAAUAAUAUUGUUUCACAUCAUUUCAUUGAAUCUAUUGUUCGAGUUGGUAAGGGAUAUGCACAAUAUGUGUCCGACUUAGAACAAAUGAACAGAAAAGCGAUGGCCAUGCUUAGGAAUUCAUUAAAUCCACCUAUCUCAGAUUAUGAAAUUACAUGGACUAUUGAGUCUAAUGGGGAAUCUCAGAAUAAUGGCCUCAAUGUUCAGCAAGUUCCGUCGAAAAUUCCAGAACUUUAUAUUGGCAUUCGUUUAAUAAUUUAUUGUAUUUUAGAAAAGGGUGUUAAACCAGGUGACAAAAUCACAUUAAAUUCAAAAUUUCAAGAUCCAUUAAUUGUUCCGUUGGAUCAACCUCAUUUGCAGGGAUCAAAAAUUCAUACACUCGCAGCUAGAAAACUUAUUCAAGAAAUUGAAUAUGGAAAUUAUUAUCCUAAUCAUGCAAACAAUAAAAAGUAUAUUCGUGAACAAAUUGUUUAUUUGGCAAAAUCUUAUAAUCUUAGUUCCAAAUAUACUAGCUUUAUUGCAGUUGAAACACAAAAUAUUGAAAAUCAUGAAAAAAAGAAGCAAGAAAUUGCGAAAAAACUUAUCAAAGAAAAAUAUCGAAUACCUAAAAUGCAAAAUGCAUUUGGAUUUGAAAAUGAACAUGAAAAAAAAUUGGCUAUAGAGAUUGAAAAACAAAAAAAUGUAAGCAAAAAGUAUAUGGAACUUAAAAAGGGAAGUGCAAAAAAAUUAUUAAUGGAAUUUGUGAGAGAACCCGAGAAUCAAGAUUCUAUAGAACUUGAAAUAAAAGAAAAAGCCAUGAUAAAUGAAAAAUUUAAAGAUCUUGAAAGGCAAAGAGAAGUGGAGUUAAAAAAAGAAAAAUUAAGAAAAGAAAACGAAAUAGAAAGACUAAAAAAAGUGGAACUAAAAAAACAACAUAAAAAGGAGAAAAUUGAUUUUGAAAAAAUUGAACUUAAAAAUAAAAUGCCUAAAACACUUCCUGAUAUAAAAACCACACCACUUAGUGGUAGCAGACCUACGAUUAUUGAGACUGUUAGUACGCUAAUACCACCUGAAGACGAUAGCAGCUCUGAACCGGACGGUUCAGAAUGUAGUGAAUUGGACGAUCCCAAGGAAGAAGUCGAUGACUAUACUCAAAUCGGAAAGGAAAAGAAAAUUACUAAAAAAAAUGAUAAAUUACCCUGGUUUCCAGAAGUUCUCAUUACCGUUGAAGAACCAGCCUCUCUAAGAAAUUACAAAGAAAAUAUCUCGAACCCAAACGAUGAUAGCCUCCAAUUUCCUUCGGGUGAUUUUUAUAUUAAGUCAGCUAUUUCAUUGUCUGAGGUUUCUACUUCAUCCACAUCCGCCCAGAACAUGGUAGUCGAUAUUAAACGUUGUUUACUCCUGUCUUGGUGUGUUGUCAAGGACGGAACAAAGGCCAUUAUCUCUCAACAAAAGAACGUUGAUCAAGAUGGCCAUCAACUUUGGCGUCACGAAGAUGGUCUGUUAAUUAAUAAGCAAACAAAUUUAUGUCUGGAAGUGGAAUCAGUGAAAGAGGGGAUUUGUCUCAGUGUUCACCAGAAAAGAAACUUAAAUCAUGCUGAUAAUCAGCAUUGGAUCCUUACCACUGGAGGAUGUAUUGCGCUAAAAAACAAUCCUAAGUUCGUGAUUAAAAUUCUUUCUAAAGGAACAACUGUAGGAAAUGGGUCACAUCUUACCCUCAUCAAUACUGAAUCUAAAAACUUUAAAGACGACCUUAGUUCUAAAUUUGUUAUUAUUCGUAAAGAGCAAUACCUUAAUGAGAUACAAAUAUAA
Messenger RNA from Cetraspora pellucida, 3021 nucleotides. The record is from the annotation of a GenBank genome assembly. Lineage: Eukaryota; Fungi; Glomeromycota; Glomeromycetes; Diversisporales; Gigasporaceae.